Messenger RNA from Lineus longissimus, 7006 nucleotides. Its product is annotated as calcineurin subunit B type 1. The record is from RefSeq and is a predicted model, not a curated record. Gene Ontology annotation, cellular component: calcineurin complex. Gene Ontology annotation, molecular function: calcium ion binding; phosphatase binding; calcium-dependent protein serine/threonine phosphatase regulator activity. The coding region runs from base 215 to 727 and encodes 170 amino acids. NCBI's taxonomy places the organism in Eukaryota, Metazoa, Nemertea, Pilidiophora, Heteronemertea, Lineidae. Gene Ontology annotation, biological process: calcineurin-mediated signaling; protein dephosphorylation. The transcript has 7 exons.
UUGGGACGACACAUUCCCCAACGUAUCCCGCUCGGAUAUGUUGUCCUACGAAUGUACUGGAUGUCCACUGGAAUCCGCAAACCCGGUUGUUCGUCCGGAAUCUCAAGUUCUCCACUUCUACACAGCCUAGUUAUCCACAGGGAAAGUUCCCGGAUGUUGUCAAGACCCAGAUUUUUCGUAGAGCUAGAGGUUAGCUGCUGUUAAAUAUUGUAAAAUGGGAAAUGAAGCAUCAUUGCCGGUAGAACUUUGUUCGAAUUUUGACAAUGAAGAAAUCAGAAGAUUGGGAAAGCGAUUUAAAAAAUUGGAUAUAGAUAACUCAGGAUCUCUUAGCGUAGACGAGUUUAUGUCAUUACCAGAGUUGCAACAAAAUCCAUUAGUGCAAAGAGUGAUUGACAUAUUUGAUACAGAUGGAAAUGGCGAGGUAGACUUCAAAGAAUUCAUCGAAGGCAUGUCACAAUUCAGUGUAAAAGGAGAUAAGGAAGCCAAGUUACGAUUUGCAUUCAAAAUAUACGACAUGGACAAAGAUGGAUACAUUUCCAAUGGUGAACUGUUCCAAGUGCUAAAAAUGAUGGUCGGCAGCAACCUUAAGGAUGCACAGUUACAACAAAUUGUCGACAAAACGAUAAUACAUGCAGACGUAGACAAAGAUGGUAAAAUAUCAUUUGACGAAUUCUGUACGGUGGUGAGAUCUAUGGAUGUACACAAGAAGAUGGUGAUUGACAUUUAGCCACAUUCUGACCAAUCACAAGGUGGUAGGUUCUAUGGAUGUACACAAGAAAAUGGUAGUUGACGUAUAGCCGCCUCUCGGCUCCCAUAUAGAUCCAGGCACUCACCACGAAGGAUGCACAACUCCUACAGGACUAUUACCUCAAUUCAACAACAAGCACGACCACCAAGUCAACACCCCUUCUUGAACUGGCGACAAAAUCAGUGAAAGUACUGUCGUCAAAAUCUGUGAAAGUUUUCCAAAUGCCUCACCAUGACGUAAAAGAUACAAAAACUAUGUACAGUCGGACUUGCUUAGAUCUAAACACAGCAAUUCAUCGUCAUAAAAUUCUACAAUCGUUUAUGAUUCCAAGUGUACAACCAAACCUUAGGCUGAUCAGACCAUCACAUUUUCUACAGCUGUAUCAGUUUUGCUUUCUUCCAAAUCACUUAAUAGUUCAGUUUUUUCUGCCACAUCGAAAGGAGACAUGUUUGUUUGGUGUCACUCUACUUUUAAACAUGAGAGCAAAGCUAAGGCUCUGUUACUCUUGAAUAUCUCACAUUGUUGCUUGUUGUCUAAAAGCAUGUUUUUGGCAUCCGAUAUGGCAGCACUGCACAUCAUGUAUUCAUGGUAUUUUGGGGUUGACUUGACAGGAAAUGACAUCAGAUGUAUGUGCAUCGAAUAUGCUAUAACAGUAAACCAUGAUUGUGUCGAUAUAUAUUGCAUAUCAUCAUAUUUUAAGAAAAGCAUAAAAAAUCUAAAUAGUGACAGUUUUCUCUGUCUGAAUAUGUUUGUCUUCAUUCUACUGGUUCCUGGUCCUGUCACAUGCUGGCUCUGAAACAACCCCGUUCUUCAGAUCCUACAAAACGGCUCAAGCCAAAUUGACGCGACCACGAACCAGGCUUUUCCAACCAGCACUUUUCCUUCAGCACUUAUUUGGUUCUAUUGUAAUGAAGUUAGUGUCACCUCGUGCAGUUGGUUGUUAUUUUGUAUUGCAGUUUGCCCUUUGACUCCUUGUGGUAAAGGUUCUGUAGUGGUUUUGUAUCAUUUUGUGAGCUUUCCUCUCACCAUCAAUUGCCCAUUUUUACUCGUUUGCUCAUCUGUCCGCUUGAUAGCACUUUGUGUUAAUAUGUCCCCUUGGAGCAAAUACUGACUACGCCGAAUAUAGCUACCGGUAUUAAAGUUUACUAAACUACAUAAGACUUUGAGAUUUGGGGCAAUUUCAUCCCCCAUUGCCAACUUCACCUCGCUUUACCUUGCUCGUCUUAGAUUUAGUAUGCAGCAUGCUAUCAGGUGGACAGAGGAAAGAAUGUUGGUAGCUCAACAAAUCAUGCAAACUGUCCAGUCUACCGAUGGAUGAAGUAAAAAUUGUGAAAACAGAUGACCAAAAUCAUGGUGGAAAUUCAAAUUAAUAUACCGGUUACGAGUCACAUUAGUCUUGCCGGUAGUCCGGCAGCUUGUAUGAUAAGAUAGAAUCUCAUGUCAUCUACAAAAUUUCCAAACAUGAAUUCAAACUGUUGGUGAUGUUGCUGCUACCACUGAUUUUUGUCGCAGGCAGCUGUGAUGACCUACGCAAGGGAUCUGCAUGUGAUCAUGGUCGUAGCAAUUAAAAUCGCUUACUAACAGGGUGCUUUAGUCACUUCUGUGCGCCGUACUUACGUGAGAACCUUAUGUUGCCAUGGUGUAUUAAAGCGUUCCUGAAAUUUCCCUGUCAUUUUAUGUAACGAAAUGCCGCCCUCAGCUCAUAUAGGCUUGAAGUAUCACCUGUGCUUGAGUCCAUUGUUAUUGUUCAUAAGUGUGGUAUAUCUAUCAACUCUGUUCACUCUCUCGACCUUCUUUGUCGAGAUGCUUACCCUCUGUACAGAUGAAUAUAGAUGUAUCAAUAUGAUUAUACAUGUAUAACGUUUUACAAUCUUGAUAUAUUAAAUAUAAGCUAUAAUAACGUAUAGAGUCCAAUGUGAUUUUCAAGUUUGUGAAGCUUAUGCUCUUGUUCAUCUUUAAAUGCCUUCUGUCAAACCACGAGAACUUGUUUCACGACCUGAAGACGUGCGUAAUGUAACAUGAGUGACAUCAGGUGACAAUUUGUGUAUCUAAAUCUGUCCCCAUGUCAACGAAACUAGGCAGCAGCUUGAGGAGAUCAGCUCCAAAUGGAGGCAGGUGGAUUGAAAAACAAUGUUUUUGGCUUGUUGAUUUUGUGAGAGCGCAUUGAGGACAAACAAUUGGAAUGCUGCUGACAGUGUCAUUGGUUCAAGAGUUGCAUGUGACACAAUCAAAAAACAAAAUUUGCAAAACUUAUCUUCUCAAACAUCUUGGGAGCACAAUUUGUACUAUAAACUUGGCCAGGUGAUGUUGGGACUUUCAAAGUGGCACCACUUGUGUUGUCAACAUACUGAGGUUGCACAGUGUCCACACGUGAGGACAUCUUCAUUGGGGCUGCUCUCCAGAAAGUCGAGCCUCCUGACCGAUUUUACGUGAACCGGAUCGGAAAAAAUGCAAUGAACGCUGUCUUUAGCGACUGACCAUGUUCCUCUGGGCUGCACAUUGUGUAUGUACAUAUAAGCAUAGAUAUUCCUCCAGGCCUUUCAUAUGUGUUACUGUACAUGUAAUAUAGGUAUUGUGUAUAUAUAAGUUUAUAUGGAUGGUAUUUUUGAACUUUUCAAUCAUCUGGGUCUAGUUAGAUACCUUCAUACCAAAUGCAUCACAGGAGUAACACCCUAUUCAUGUUCCGCGUUAUAUUUUUUGUAUUUUGAUACAUUUUUGUUACCCGAGCAUGCAUGUUUUCAAAUGACCUAGAAAUGGGGUGGUUUUAUGUAGCCUUAUUUUGAUCAUUUGUAAUGCCUAAGUUGCGAUUGAAUAACCAGGUUUGGGUGUCAUGAUACCAAAUUGACAAUACUGUUCUUCACUUUUGAAUCUGAUACAAGUCAAACCAUUGAAGGAACUUUCUUAAUAUAUUGAAAGGGGAUUGAAGAGUGCUAAUGCAGAGUGUGAAAGACAGCUGCAGAUUGCAGGUAUGGUAGAACUUGGCAUCUAUUGGACUCUUACUCGCAAAUAUGGCAGACAGACCUUCCAAGCCAUAUAAGUCAAUAUUCCCAGUCAGUUGAUGAUGUGCUAGAUGGAUUUCAUAUUAAAACGGACAACACUGCUAGUCCAAUUUAGGCAAGUUUUACUGUAUUUCCACUGACAGCUAUUGAGUGAAGACGGUACUUUCAGCAAAACUUUGAGGACAAUCUCAACUGUCAGGUCGCAUGUCUCAGUUGAUGCACUUUGGUUACCGAGGCUGCCAGACAUGAACAAUACAAAGAGCACUUUUGGGUAAUUUCUAAAUUCUUUACCCCUAGAUUCUUACAUGAAAAAGUAAAUUUUUGGUGUCGUCGUCCUAUGCUAUUUUCUGUGUUUCUUUGAUGUUAAUUUGAGGUUGUCCUUCCAUGGCUUUGAAACAGUAAGAAUUGAUGUUGUUGCUGGUUUGGUUUGGUUUGGUGUGAGUUAAGUGUUGAUGGUUCGAUGGCAACGAUUGAGUAGUUUUGAUUGUCCUUUCUUGAGUAGCUUGUGAGAGUUGACAGUGAAGAAGUUGUGGUGUCUCUUCUCGUAGGGGAGCAAUAGACAGGCAAAAUUGGUGGUCUCCAUUUAGUCUGCAAAGUUACAGGAUUUAGUCUGGUUUGACUUUUGUGACAAAAAUUGUCUGUGUCCAAGUAUGAAGAUCAAAGUUUACUGCAAGAUAGUAGAGACACCUAUGGGAAACUUCAGCAAACUGAAUCUGGGCCACCUACUACCUGUAGUCUCCCUGGAAACCUGGAAAAGGACUGGGGUGCUUGGAAAAGUUACCUUGUCAUUCAUAGGCCAUUUGAGAGUAAUUUGUAGUCAAGUGUUGGAUGCACAUUGCUGUCAUAAUUGCCCCAUUGGUACAAUGUUAUGGUCAAAUAUUACUUGUAGUAGCCCCCUCUUUUAAGGGUUCACCUGGCUAGAGAACUUGCGACCUAACCCCUUCAACAGUAAGUUUUGUAAUCUGUCAGUGUUGUAUUGGUGCCUCCAGUGGAGGUCUGCGUGUCUAGGCAUAAAUAUACUCAAAGUAGAUAGAUCAUUAUCAGUGCACCUUAUCUUAUAGCACGUGUGCUGAAAUGCAAAUUGUAGUAUUGUGCAAGGUUUUGUCUCAUUCUCAUCUCAUAUUUAAUAAAAUGAUACCUCGAUCAUUUUGCCUCAAGUGGUAUAAGAUAUUUGCCAGAUUUGUUUUGUAAUUUCUGGUUUAAUGGGCGAGUAAAAAUGGUCUCUUGUCUUCUUAAUGCCAAGAUUUGAUGAGCACGUGUUCUGUGCUGGCUAUGAUCAACAAGAAGCACAGGACAUGUCAACAUACUCAUUAGAUUAAAGCUGAACUUGUGAGAUAGGUCCAUGUCUCUUUCUCAGCGUAUGUAGGUUUGUGGUGCAAAGUGCUUUAUGUAACUUGAACUAAUUGAUUGUAUAUUGUUGUCAAGCUGAAGUACAUCAAACUUGGUUCUUUUCACGAGAAGCUCUUUCCCAUUUAACCCAAUGUCCUUCUUCACUUUGGCUUGCCCAUGAUGUUGAGACGUUUUCUUCUCAUCUGGUUGUGUGCUGACAUAAUCAUUUGGGGGCUUCAGAAAUAGGGAAAAAAAUCGAUGGCAGUUUCUAUUUCAGCUAGUAUAUGGAUGGUGCAUCACAAAUGGUCUUCAGACAGUACAGAAAAUGACAUAUUCUGGAUAGUUCAGCUUUAACUUUAAUCCACCCUGAAUUGGCUGUGAGUUCUCUGAAUCUUUCCAUGGAAUAUUACAGUAACUUACUGGUCGCUUUAGUUGAGAUGGAUCUACCCAUUAAUGGUGGCAACUGAGUAGCAUGCUUGUACACAUGCAUAGUUGUAGCUUUUGUAGUGAAAUACAUGUACAUAUUUUCAUUUAAUAUAUUUUAUGUGUAUAAAUUUUGAUGAGAAAGGUCUGGUGGAUAUAAUAUGAGAAAUAUGAAUACAUAGUGUUAUCCUGAUGUUUGUGCCAGUGUGUGUUGUGGUACUUGACGAAUCACAGUCCUGUAAAAAUCUUGCGGCUCAUGCAAAAUUCACUCUUUAAAAGUUCAAAUCUUUGACACUGAACUGGUUCUACUAUGUUGGUUGAGCUGCAUCAAAUGGUAGCAAUGUCCGCCAUGCCAUCAAGGGUGUGAUAUUUUGAAUUUGUGAAUGAAGGCCUCGAGGUUUCUCCAUGUGAGAACCUGCCAUUGAGGACCACUAUAGAGUGACUUCUUUCCUUAGUCUCUUUUUCUCUCAAAUGAUUUGCCAGAAACUAGCGCUUGGCAACUCUUUCAUUAGCCAUCCAGCAGUCCCGAUGACCAAACACUCAUCUUUGUAUCUCCAAUAUAAAACCAUAAUUUUGGGAACUAAAUGAAAUUUAAAGCUAUCACUCAGCCUACGGUUAAUACCACAAGGAAGAGGCCAGCACUUUGAUUGGGUUUCCCAGCAGGUUGUUCAUUUUCAAGUUUCUGUGAUGAGUAAUGUUUUGUGGGUGAAUCGUGAAAAGUUGUAGUUAUAUAUUGUUGUAUAUAAUGAGAUGUAAUUUUACAAUGCCUGCAGGGGGACACAAAUCAGACAGUGUACUGGAAAAUACCAUAAUUACAGUCACCAAUUUGUUUGGUAAACAUUUGAGGUUUGUAUAAAACAAGAUUUUCUUCCAGUAUGCAGCGGGAUAUUCAAACUAAGAGCUGUUGAACCUGAUUGCACCUCACAUUGUACCAAUGACAUCAUCACACAAUGAACGCUCAAAAGUUUACCAACUUUCCUCGUGUAAGAUACUUAGUAAGUUAAACCUCAAAUGUUACAAUGAUAUAUCUUACCACUGGCACAAACUUACUCCCACUUUCACGCCCAUCUCAAUAGUCUGCCGUUGUUAACUUUUGCAUUUUGCUGUUUCUCCAUUUCUUCUGGCAGACACCAGACUCUCUGCUUGCAGUGUGAGCUUACAGGAGAGUUCGAACCCAGUUAGGCAUGGCCGAUGAGCCGUAUAUGUUUGUCUCUUGGUCUCCCAAUAGAAAUGGCUAAGAUAAGCCAUGAUCUGUGUGCCUCUUGGAACCACGAGAGUCUCUGGGUUUCCACUAGACAUAACUAUAAAGAUAGCCCUCAACUGCAUGCCUCUGGGUCUGCCCUAGACAUGACGAUGAUUAGCCUUAUCUGCAUGUCUCUGGGUCUCCUUUAGACAUGACGAUGAUGAAUGUUAUCUGCAUGUCUCUGGUUCUGUCAUUGUCGUUAUUAAUCAAGUGGAACUAUUUCUUGGAAAGCUAACUUUUCUUUGAAUAAAUUUUUGACAUAAA